This is a messenger RNA of Hemicordylus capensis (graceful crag lizard), 1180 nucleotides long. It is a transcript of the gene NUBP1, whose product is annotated as NUBP iron-sulfur cluster assembly factor 1, cytosolic. Gene Ontology annotation, biological process: iron-sulfur cluster assembly. NCBI's taxonomy places the organism in Eukaryota, Metazoa, Chordata, Lepidosauria, Squamata, Cordylidae. Gene Ontology annotation, cellular component: cytosol. Bases 113 to 1096 code for a protein of 327 amino acids. Gene Ontology annotation, molecular function: 4 iron, 4 sulfur cluster binding; ATP binding; ATP hydrolysis activity. The record is from RefSeq and is a predicted model, not a curated record. The transcript has 11 exons.
CGGGGGACUCUUUUUCCCCGUGCACACCCCAGGCGACUUUUAUGUUCCGGGGUUGUGAGGGACUUGUUUAGGUAAGCGUUCCUGUUCGCUUCUUCCGGCAGCUGGUUCUGCUAUGGCGGAGGGUAACGGACAGGCGUUGAUGGAUCUGCCGCCUCACGAAUGUCCCGGCACAGGCAGCGACCAGGCGGGCAAGGCGGCCGCCUGUCAGGGAUGCCCCAACCUGGGCUUGUGCGCCGCAGGGAGGACCGCGGGCCCCGACCCGGCUAUUGAGGAAAUAAAAGAGAAGAUGAAAACAGUGAAGCACAAGAUCCUGGUACUGUCUGGUAAAGGUGGUGUGGGAAAGAGCACAUUCAGCGCUCACUUGGCGCGUGGCUUAGCAGAGGAUGAAACCAAACAGGUCGCUGUGCUGGACAUUGACAUAUGUGGGCCAUCAAUCCCUAAAAUUAUGGGCCUGGAAGGUGAACAGGUUCACCAGAGUGGUUCUGGAUGGUCUCCUGUGUAUGUCGAAGAAAACUUAGGUGUGAUGUCGGUGGGUUUCCUGCUCAGCAGCCCUGAUGAUGCAGUUAUUUGGAGAGGACCCAAAAAAAAUGGAAUAAUUAAGCAGUUUCUCCGGGAUGUGGAUUGGGGCAAAGUUGACUACCUGAUUGUAGAUACACCUCCAGGCACGUCGGAUGAACACUUAUCCAUAGUACAGUAUCUCAGUGCUUCCAGUAUAGAUGGGGCAGUGAUCAUCACCACUCCUCAGGAAGUGGCACUUCAGGAUGUUCGGAAAGAGAUCAGUUUCUGCCGAAAGGUGAAGCUACCAGUCAUAGGAGUUGUUGAAAACAUGAGUGGCUUUGUAUGUCCAAAAUGCAAGAAAGAGUCACAGAUAUUCCCCCCAACAACUGGAGGCGCAGAGAAAAUGUGCCACAACUUAAACAUACCUCUCUUGGGGAAAGUGCCUCUGGAUCUUCACAUAGGAAAAAGCUGUGACAAAGGACACUCGUUCUUGUCUGAGGCACCUAACGCUCCAGCUACAUUAUCCUAUAGGAACAUAAUCCAAAGAAUUCAAGACUACUGCAACCAUAACCACCUGCAAGAAGACGAAAACACUUAACUAACAAAUGAAAUUCAGAAUGUUACCCGAAUCCUUUAUAGGAAUUUAAAGCCUCGUCUUGCAGAUAAAAAUCAUUUUCAGUAA